Agrilus planipennis (emerald ash borer) is the source of this 1852-nucleotide messenger RNA. RefSeq names its product ornithine aminotransferase, mitochondrial. The transcript is spliced from 4 exons. NCBI's taxonomy places the organism in Eukaryota, Metazoa, Arthropoda, Insecta, Coleoptera, Buprestidae. The record is from RefSeq and is a predicted model, not a curated record. Gene Ontology annotation, cellular component: cytoplasm. The coding region runs from base 226 to 1611 and encodes 461 amino acids. Gene Ontology annotation, molecular function: L-ornithine transaminase activity; identical protein binding; pyridoxal phosphate binding.
UCGUAUGACCACAUUUAUUAGGUAUUAUAUUCCGUUUUUAUAAAUCAAUACGUAAAGAAACUGAAACUACGUAAAACGUAUUUUAAAAUGUUAUCAAAGCUAAAAGGUCGCUAUAAAUAAUGCAGCAGAGAAUUAUUCUCAAAUACGUAAACAGAGUGCGAACUAACGAGUGUGAUCAGCAGAACCGUAUUACAUUUUUUUUUAAAAAGUCCAAGGUAAUUAAAAAUGGCACAUUUUGGUAAAAGUUUUAUAAAACUGAAUGCUAUUAUGAAUCGUGGAUCAAAAGCUGUUAUUUGCUAUUAUUAUAAAAUGCCGGGAAGAGAUUCAAUUUCAGCAAGAAAUUAUCAGACUAUUAGCAAACUUAAGGAAAGGGAACCCGUUAAUCAAAUUGGCGAAAUAAGUCAAAAAGUUUUUGAAAGAGAAUUGCGAUUUGGAGCACAUAAUUACGAAAGUAUUCCGGUUGCGCUUUGUAGAGGAAAAGGUGUUUACUUAUGGGAUGUAGAAGGCAACAAAUACUUCGAUUUUUUGAGUGCAUACUCUGCGGUAAAUCAGGGCCACUGUCACCCGAAAAUUAUAGAAGCCCUUAAGAAACAAGCAGAUAUUUUAACGUUAACUUCAAGGGCUUUCUAUACCGAUGCCUUCGGAGAAUAUGCGGAAUACGUAACAGAUCUUUUAGGGUUCGACAAAGUUCUUCCAAUUAACAGUGGCGUAGAAUCCGGAGAAACUGCAUGUAAACUGGCAAGAAAAUGGGGUUACACUAAAAAGGGAAUCCCCAACGAUCAAGCCAAGAUUGUAUUUGCAAAAGGAAAUUAUUGGGGAAGGACAAUAUCAGCAAUUUCAUCAUCUACUGAUCCGUCCUGUAAAGACCGUUAUGGUCCAUUUAUGCCUGGAUUUUUAUUGGUUCCUUACAACGAUUUAGACGCUUUAGAAAACCUUCUGAAGCAUGAUCCUCACAUUUGCGCGUUUAUGGUGGAACCCAUUCAGGGAGAAGCAGGUAUAAUUGUACCAUCACCUGGUUACUUGAAGGGAGUACGUGAACUUUGUACAAAAUACAACGUCCUUUGGAUUGAUGAUGAAGUUCAAACAGGUCUUGGAAGAACCGGAAAACUUUUAGCGGUAGAUCACGAAAAUGUAAAGCCUGAUAUGGUUUGCCUAGGAAAAGCCUUAUCUGGAGGAACUAUGCCAGUGUCUGCAGUUUUAGCCAACGAUGACAUUAUGUUAUGUAUGAAACCCGGAGAACAUGGCUCCACUUACGGAGGGAAUCCCCUGGGUUGUAGAGUCGCUAUAGCUGCUUUGAAAGUAAUCGUGGAGGAAAACCUUCCGGAAAACGCUAGAAGAUUGGGAGAAAUUUUAAAGGAAGAACUCCAUAAUUUAUCAAAAACUAUUGUAAAUGAAGUUAGAGGAAAAGGCCUAAUGCAAGCCAUUGUCAUUAAAAGUAAUGAAAACUUUACCGCAACUGAUGUGUGCCUAAAAUUACGAGACAACGGUUUGCUGGCCAAAUCCACUCACAGGGAUGUAAUACGACUGGCUCCACCCCUAAUUAUUAAUGAGACAGAAUUGAGAGAGUGUUGCAAAAUAAUUAUAGAUACAAUUAAUUCGUUUCGUAAAUAGAUCUGUUGUGUUCUCUCGUGUUUGGAAUAAACACAAAAGGAACAAAAAAGGGAUUUCUCCUGGACACAGGUGAAAGGUAUGUAAAAGAGUUUGUAACAAUAAAUGACCCUUCGGUUGUUUUAUUUUGAACAUGAAAUGGAGUUCACAAAGGUCUAUUAUUAUGAUACAUUAUGUGCGUCGAUUAUUCUGUAUAUAUUGAUACAAUAAAAAAAUAGUUGUCUAAUAAAAUUAUGGUAUAACA